AUGGCAGAGCCUUGGCUGCUGGGCUCCCGGGCGUUUCUAGGUGCACUGCGGUGGCUGCCUACACGCCGUUCCUCGAAAAAUUGGGCCCCUGCACAGGACGUGCUGCUCUUCAAGCAUGAACGAGGCCACUUCUUUGCUGUACUUGGGCUGUUCUGCGCAGGCCAGGGCAUCUUCUGGGCCUCCCUGGCUGUGGCAGCUUUGUCCCAACCUCGGGUCCGCGUCUCUGCACAGCGGGAGGUGGAGGGCCCCACCCGCAGCCAUCAGGACCUGCGCUCCAUGCUCUGGCGCUAUGGACUAGCUAUUAGUUGCAGCGUGAUGGGAACACUGGUACUUGGUGUUGGUCUUCUCUUCUCUCUCCGAUCUGUACGUUCUGUCAUGCUUCGAGCUGGAGGGCAGCACGUGACCCUAACCACUUAUGCCCCCUUUGGCCUAGGGGCCCAUUUCACUGUUCCUUUGAACCAGAUUUCCUGCAUGGCCCACAGAGGUGAAGUUCCUGCUAUGCUGCCUCUGAAGGUUAAAGGCAGGCGCUUCUACUUUCUCUUGGACAAAGCUGGACACUUUCCCAAUACUCAGCUGUUUGACAACACUGUGGGUACCUACCGGAGCUUGUGAAAAGCCAAUUUGGGUCAUUUGCCACUUAAGAGGAGAACAAAAACCUUAGGGAUGAAGGGUUGACAACCAGGGUCAUGGGAAGAUUUAUUAACAGCAAAUACAUGAGUCUUUCAAAGAGCAAUCAGCUGUGGCAGGCCUGCUUAAACCUCCUUUCUUCCCUUCCAUCUAUUUGCUUUAACAUCGAGAACAAUACCAGGAUGAGGAAAGUAUGUUUUGCAAACAAGCUCCUUUAACUGCUAAGCCAUCUCUCCAGCCUCAAGUAUAUUUUGUUACAAAAAACAUUAUUAAAAAAAAAAAAAAUGGGCCAGCGUGGUAGUGCACGUCUUUAA
Messenger RNA from Jaculus jaculus (lesser Egyptian jerboa), 941 nucleotides. RefSeq names its product transmembrane protein 223 (gene Tmem223). Gene Ontology annotation, biological process: nervous system development. The record is from RefSeq and is a predicted model, not a curated record. Gene Ontology annotation, cellular component: mitochondrion. Bases 1 to 612 code for a protein of 203 amino acids. The transcript has 2 exons. NCBI's taxonomy places the organism in Eukaryota, Metazoa, Chordata, Mammalia, Rodentia, Dipodidae.